Messenger RNA from Rhizopus microsporus ATCC 52813, 2937 nucleotides. Its product is annotated as Cse1-domain-containing protein. Lineage: Eukaryota; Fungi; Mucoromycota; Mucoromycetes; Mucorales; Rhizopodaceae. Gene Ontology annotation, biological process: protein import into nucleus; protein export from nucleus. Gene Ontology annotation, molecular function: nuclear export signal receptor activity; small GTPase binding. The transcript is spliced from 12 exons. Bases 1 to 2937 code for a protein of 978 amino acids. Gene Ontology annotation, cellular component: nuclear envelope; cytosol. The record is from RefSeq and is a predicted model, not a curated record.
AUGGCUGAUCAAACGUAUGAAGGGCUAAAGCAGCAAUUAUUACAGACACUUAAUCCAACUACACAAAAAGAAGCUGCUUUCAAUUUAUCACAAGUCGAAGUUCAGCCUGGAUUUCCUUUGGUUCUAUUAAAGUUGAUUAGUGAUGGAGCAGCGGAUGGGACACUUCGAAUGGCUGCUGCCAUUUAUUUCAAGAAUUAUGUCAAACGACACUGGGUUCCUGAUAAUGACCAAGCUGUUGAUGUCAUUCAAGAACCUGAUCGUGUUGCAAUCAAGAGUCAAAUUGUUCAACUCAUGAUUACAGUGCCUGAAAAGAUUCAAUACCAAAUCAGUGAUGCUUUAACAUUGAUUGCUGCUUCUGACUUUCCUAAUCGUUGGGAAGGUUUAUUACCUGAAUUGAUUUCAAAGCUCAGCGCUACGGAUUAUAUUGUCAAUAACGGUAUUCUCAGUACAGCACAUUCGAUUUUCAAGAGGUGGAGAUCAGCAUUUAGAAGCGAUGAUUUGUUUGCAGACAUCAAGUAUGUCUUGACCUUGUUCUGUGAGCCUUACUUUCAACUCUUUCAAAUCACGGACAAAUUAAUCCAAGAAAACGCCAAUAAUCUCGCCGCCCUUCAGAUCUUGUCACGCUCGCUCAUUUUGCUCAUCAAGAUAUUCUAUGACUUAAACUGUCAAGAUCUUCCCGAAUUCUUUGAAGACAAUAUGGCUGCAUUUAUGACUUUGUUUGAAAAAUACCUCAUUUAUCACAACCCUCUGUUGGCCACAGACGAUGAAGAAGAGGAAGGACCCUUGGAACAGAUCAGAACCCAGAUUUGCUCCGUGUUGGAACUCUAUGCCUCUCGUUACGAUGAGUCUUAUGAACUCUUACCACCUUUUGUACCCAUCAUUGUCAAUUUGCUGACCAGCACUGGAAAUGAAAUCAAAUAUGAUAAUUUGAUCUGUAAAGCAUUUUCUGUCUUGACCAUCUUUGUUCGACUUGAAACACUCAAACCUAUCUUUGACAAUGAGGACGCGUUGAAGAAUAUGUGUGAAAAGAUUGCGCUACCCAACAUGGCUAUUCGAACUGUUGAUGAGGAACUGUUUGAGGAUAAUCCCAUAGAGUACAUUCGCAGAGAUUUAGAAGGAUCAGACACGGAUACACGUCGUCGAGCUGCGGCUGAUUUCAUCAAGGGCCUCUUGGAACGUUACGAGGCAGCAGUGACCAAGAUCAUGAGCGAGCACAUUUACAACUACUUGAUGACGUACAACAGCAAUCCAACCAUGAACUGGAGAUACAAAAACACGGCUAUUUUCGUGUCUGUAGCCAUCUCAUCUCUUUCGUCUACAGCACAGCAAGGUGUCACUAAGGUCAAUGCGUUGGUGGACGUGAUCAACUUCUUUUCUCAGCAUGUAUUGGUCGACUUGCAAUCCGAUGUCAACAGCGAGUUACCCAUCCUGAAAGUAGACGCGAUCAAAUACGUGUAUACCUUUAGAAACCAGCUGACAAAGGAACAACUCUUGACCGUCUUUCCUCUGCUUGUCAAACACCUUGAAUCAUCCAACUAUGUCGUCUAUACCUAUGCUGCUAUUGCAAUCGAACGUAUCCUGUUCAUUCGACAAGGAAAGAUGAUGCUCUUUACCUCGGAAGACAUCAAACCCUAUGCAGAAACUCUUCUUUCACAACUCUUUAGAUUGAUCGAACUCGGCCAGACACCCGAAAAGUUAUCAGAAAACGAUUAUCUGAUGAAAGCCGUGAUGCGUGUGAUCAUCAUCAGCCGAAGCGACAUGAUCCCCUAUGUGAACGUGAUCAUGGGCAAACUGACCCAGAUCUUGUCGGUUGUCAGCAAGAACCCAAGUAACCCACGAUUCAACCACUACAUCUUUGAGAGUAUUGGUGCUUUGAUCCGAUUCAUCUGUCCCACAUCGCCUGCAGCCCUUGAAGAGUUUGAAAAGAUGUGUUUUGGCCCCUUCCAGACGAUCCUGUCCCAAGACGUUCAAGAAUUCUCGCCCUACGUCUUUCAGUUGUUGGCGCAACUCUUGGAACAGCACAAGGGCACGGAGCUGACUCCUUCUUACAUCGCCCUUUUGACCCCCGUGCUCAAUCCUGGUCUUUGGGAACAAGGAAAUAUCCCUGCUCUCGUUCGAUUGGUUCAGGCCUAUCUCGAUAAAGGUGCUACUACGAUUUUGUCCAAUAACCAACUGGAGCCCAUCCUCGGUAUCUUUCAACAGAAACUGGUUUAUUCUCGUCAAUUUGAUCAGUAUGCCAUGCUCUUGUUACAGACGAUCUCUCUUCGUGUGCCAAUACAAAUCCUGGGCAAAUACCUGCCUGCGCUACUUUCUGAUGUACUCAAGCGACUUCAAAGCAAAAAGAAGGGGCAACAUAUUGCGUUUGAUAGAUUCACGAGAACCUUUACGAACUGGAUGACGAUGUGUUUCUUGAAUGAAAAUAUGGGAGGACCUGAUACGAUUAUUCGAGUUUAUGAAGGAUUACAACCAGGACUCUUUGGACAAAUCAUGAGUUUAUUUGUUCUUCCAGAUUUGAGCAAAUUGGUUGAACCUGUCGAACGAAGAACAGGCGCUGCUGGCAUCAUUCAUUUGUUGUGUCGUUCUGAAGUCAUAUUCCAAGCGCCCUAUGUGAACCAGCUAUGGUUAAGUACGCUCUUGGCUCUAUUGAAAUUACUCGAACUGCCUUUAUCUGUGGAUGCGGACGAGGUGGACGAGUUGUAUACAUUUGAUCUAGAGGAAGGAGGGUACCAAACGUCGUUUGCCAAACUGGCCACGGCCAAUCCUGUACCUGAGGAUCCUACCAAGGACUUGCCUCCUAGCCACAUCUAUCUUGCCACUCAAUUGGCAAGUUUGCCACAAGCUAAGCGUGACCUAUUGAAGCCACUGAUUGGACAGUCUCAGGAAGCGAUGACUUAUUUACCAAGAUACUUUGAAGAAGCAAAAGUCCCAUUCUUGUGA